UUGCUCUACUGCUCUCAGGAGGAGGCCGAGCAGGUGUUCCAGGCGGCCUGGGCGGCGGGUCAGGCCGGAGCCUCUAACAUGUGGUUCGCGGUGGGGCCGGCGCUGUCCGGGCUCGGCCUGGAGGGCCUCCCCAAGCGUCUGUUCGCCGUGCGGCCCCAGGGCUGGCGCGACGAGCCCCGCAAGCGGAUCGCACAGGGCGUGUCCGUCUUGACCCACGGAGCGGUGGCACUGCGCAAAGACACCGGGGGGACGAACUUUGUCACCAACUGCCAGACAGACGCCAACAGCACACACAGAGUGUAUGGGAGGGUGAAGUACUUCAACAACAUCACCCUCGCCGGGCGGGACUACUCUUUCAACAACGAGGGCUACCUGGCCAACCCGUCUCUCGAUGUCAUCUCCUACAACUCGGACCGAGGUUGGGAGGACGUAGGAUCGUGGGAGAACGGAGCGCUGCGGCUGCGCUACCACACGCUGUCCCGCUACGGCAAGUUCCUGCAGCCGCCCGACGACGCCCAGCACCUGCACGUGGUCACCCUGGAGGAGCGUCCGUUCGUCAUCGUGGAGCUGGCCGACGCCGCCUCGGGGACCUGCAUCCGAGACUCCGUCCCGUGCCGCCGCUCCCUCAACGCCAGCUCCCUCCAGGAGGGGGUGGCCCCCGUGAAGCAAUGCUGCAAGGGCUUCUGCAUCGACAUCCUCAAGCGCUUGGCCCGGAUUGUGGGCUUCACCUACGAUCUCUACCUGGUUACCAAUGGGAAGCACGGGAAGAAGAUCGAUGGCGUCUGGAACGGCAUGGUGGGAGAGGUGGUGUAUAAGCACGCUGACAUGGCCAUCGGCUCGCUCACCAUCAACGAGGAGCGCUCACAGGUGGUGGACUUCUCAGUACCUUUUGUGGAGACGGGCAUCAGUGUCAUGGUCUCCCGUAGCAACGGCACAGUCUCUCCUUCUGCCUUCCUCGAGCCUUACAGUCCAGCUGUGUGGGUGAUGAUGUUUGUCAUGUGCCUGACGGUAGUUGCGGUGACCGUCUUCAUCUUUGAGUUCUUCAGCCCCGUCGGCUACAACCGCGAUCUUCAGAGUGCCAAAAAACCUGGGGGCUCUAAGUUCACAAUAGGGAAGUCCAUCUGGCUCCUGUGGGCUCUGGUAUUUAACAACUCUGUGCCUGUGGAGAACCCCAAGGGCACCACCAGUAAGAUCAUGGUACUGGUCUGGGCCUUCUUCGCUGUUAUCUUCCUGGCCAGCUACACUGCCAACCUGGCUGCCUUCAUGAUCCAAGAAGAGUACAUUGACACAGUGUCUGGCCUUAGCGACAGGAAGUUUCAACACCCCACAGAGCAGUACCCCCCUCUGCAAUUUGGUACGGUUCCCAACGGCAGCACGGAGAAGAACAUCCGCAGCAAUUACCCAGACAUGCACCAGUACAUGGUCAAAUAUAACCAGAAGGGCGUGGAGGAGGCCAUCGUCAACCUCAAGACUGGGAAGCUGGACGCGUUCAUCUACGACGCGGCCGUGCUCAACUACAUGGCCCGGAAGGACGAGGGCUGCAAGGUGAUGACCAUCGGGUCGGGGAAGGUGUUCGCCACCACGGGCUACGGCAUCGCCCUCAUCAAGAACUCCCGCUGGAAACGCCCGCUGGACCUGGCCCUGCUGCAGCUGGUGGGAGACGAUGAGAUUGAGAUGCUGGAGCGCCUCUGGCUCUCGGGCAUCUGCCACAACGACAAGAUCGAGGUGAUGAGCUCCAAGCUGGACAUCGACAACAUGGCGGGCGUCUUCUACAUGCUGCUGGUGGCCAUGGGCCUGAGUCUGCUGGUGUUCGCCUGGGAGCACCUGGUCUACUGGAAGCUGCGCCACUGCAUGAGCGACAUGGGUCAAUCUGGCAAGCUGGACUUCCUCCUGGCCUUCAGCAGGGGCAUGUACAGCUGCUGCAGCUUUGUGGACGAGACGGUGCAGAGCGUGUCCAAAGUCACCGUCCCCUCCCAUCACCACGCCUCGGUGGUCCAGGCCCAGCCUCCCUCCCACAUCAUCCCUGCAGCGGUGGCCAAUCCGGCCAUCAGCCUGGCCCAGCAGCAGCAGCAGCAGCAGCAGCAGGCCCCUCCUCAGCCACCACAGGGGCCCCCUCCGUCGUACAAGACCCCCCUGCCCGGCUCCCCUCCCACUGGGGUGCACGGCGGGGCGGGCUUGGGCCCCUCCAACCCUCCCCUCAUGGGCGCCCCACUGCCUUGCUCCACCUUCCUGCCGCGGCCUGACCGCAGGCUGGCCGUGGUGGACCGCUGGAGGCUGCCCAAAACAGCGACCGCUCCCGCGCCCCUGGGGGUGAGGGCGGCCAUGACCGAGAUGCCGCCUUACCCCCAGAAGGUGCCCUUGCCCACAGCGUGGACUGGACCUCCAGGAGGGGGCGCAGGGGCGGCGGGAGCCGGGCUGGACGGAUAUAAGCGCUAUUACGGACCCAUUGACCCGGAGGGACUGGGGCCCUGUGUGGAGCAGCAGACAGGCUCCCAGACCCCCAAAACAAUCCCCAGGGGGGGUCAGGGGAAGGGGGUGAAGCCUUUGGGGACCCCCCGGCUGCCUGGCAAGGUCCAGACCCUCGGCCCGCUGGCCCCUAACCCUCCACUGCCGCACCCCUCUCCCCCUCUCCCCUCAUCCUUCUGGAGGAAGCGGCGGCCCAAGAAGCCCAAAGAGCCGGGGGGCCCCCUGUACGAGAACAUCCUGCCGCUGGGCCGUCGGGGCGGGAGCCGGGACGGGGCGCGGGAGCCGGGGGGCAGGCGGGGUCGGCCCUCGCCCCCUCUCCCAAUCCCCGUGCCUGUUCCACUGUCCCCUACGUACACGCCUCCGUCGCCCUCGCCCUCGCUCCCGUACACCUCCACCUCCUCCACCACCUCCACCUCCAGCACCUCCUCCACCACCUCGGCCUCCUCCUCGCGCUCCACCUCCCCGUCCUCCACCUCCACCACGUCGUCGCCCAGCACCCGGGACCGCGACGUCGAGGACGAGGAGGAGGAGGAUCUGGACGAGCUGACCGAGGAGUCCAGCCUGCUGCAGGGACACACCACCAAGAGGGACCGGGAGCGCUCGCUCCUGUCGCCGCGCUCGCUCACCCACGGGCCGCCGCCGCCCCCCAUACCCCCGCGCAAGCCUCGCCCGCCCAAGGGAGAGAGGGAGCGCGAGAGGGAGAGAGAGAGGGAGCGCGAGAGGGGCGGCAGCCAGCUGACACAGCUGCAGGAGUGGUGGGCGGGCUGGGGCGAGAGAGAGCGCGACCGCAGCGGCGACACCUCCGACCGCCGGCGCGACAAGAAGCGCAGGAAAGACCGCGAGAAAGAGCGGGAGAAGAAGAAGAAGAAGAAAAAGAACAAGAAGAGGAAAAAGCGGGAGGAGCGGGAGCGCGAGCGAGAGCGGGAGCGGAAACGGCGCAAGGUGAAGAAGAAGAAGAAGAAAGCCAUGAAGACCAAGCGGAGGAAGAAAUCCAUCGCCAGCAAGCGCUCGGAGCCCGAGGAGGGAGACGCAGAGGUGGAGAGAGAGGGAGAGGGCGACGGAGAGAGAGAGGGGGAGUACUCCUCCUUCUCCACGCAGUACCGCAGCACGUUCGGGGAGAAGAGUCGCGAGGCGGCCUGGGAGGGAGAGAGGGAGCGCGGGGGGAGGCGAGAGGGAGGAGAGGAGGAGGGAGGCGAGCGAGGGGAUGAAAGCGGAGGAAGGAGCCGAGAGAGGAGGAGAAGCAAGAGCUUGCAGUCGCACUCGCAGACGCACUCGCAGUCGCACUCGCGUCCGCGCUCCUCUAGCAAGCGCUACGCCAACCUCAACAAGCUGCCCUCCUCCGUCAAGUUCUGGGUGAGCGGCGGGGGCGGAGGAGGAGCGUCCGGCGCAGAUCCGGCCGCCCCGUCGCCGCCCUCGUCCCUCCACACGCUUUUCCCCUCGGCCAAGCGCCGGCGGAGCAGCGGCGUGGAGCGCGAGUCCGAGGGGCGGGCGGGGGAGCGCCGGCCGCUGCUCAUGCACUACGAGCGGGGCCGGCCGCACACUAGGGAGGGCCUCUCCUUCCACGAGUGGGACUCGGAGGAGGAGGAAGAGGAGAUGGAGGAUGAGGAGGACGACGAGGAGGAGGACGAGGAGGAGGAGGUGCACAGGGAGAGGGCCAGGCGGAGAGUGGAGGGGAGGGUGCGGGGCACGGGGCGCGGCGCGGUGUCCGAGUCCGAGAGGGACAGGGUGAGGGCGGAGGAGAGCUACUCCGACGAGGGAUCGUCCGGCGAGUUCGGCCGCUUCGAGAGGUACUGGGAGGGCGGCGGGGCGGCGCCCGCCAGCGGCAUCGGGGGAGGGGGCUGGUUCUUCGGCACGUACCCGGCCCGGGAGAAGGGCGGCAGCGUCAACAGCCGGGACGACUCCAUCCUGGGCCGCUCGGAGGGGUGGGGCGUGAGCGGGGACUUCUGGGGGGCCGGCGCAGGGGUGGGCUGGGGGGCCGGCGGGGGCAGCGGAGGUCUCGGUGCUCAGUGGCCUCCUCCCCCCGCGGCCCUCCCGCCCCCCCGGCGCUACUGGUCGGUGGACAAGCUGCCCAUGAAGGGCGAGAAGAGGGCCCGCGGCAGGGGCAAGGCCCGCGCCAGGGACCGCGACCGGGAGCUGGACGACGGCGGCGCCUGUGCCCAGUGCGGGCCGCACCCGCACGGCCGCCUGCGCUCCAAGCGUGGCAGCGCGCCCUCGCACAGCCAGGAGGAGCUGCUGCCCCACUGCCACAGCUUCAGCGGGAGCACGCGGCCCAAGCCCUUACCCCCCAAGCCAGACGCGCCCAAAUCCAGCAGCCAGUCCAACCUUAGCACACAGCAGGCCCAGCUCGGGGCGGACCUGGCCUCGCAGCCGUCGCCCUCGCCGCCCCAGCCCCUGCUCUCCCCCAGCGGCAGCGCCUCCCUGCCCAUGCCCAUCCCGCCGCCCCCGUCCUCCGCGUCCGUCUCCCCGCCGGCGGUGCUCUCUCCGGGGCCGGGCGGCUCGUCGGCCCAGGCCUCGGCCAGUGCCAAGCUCCAGUACCAGAGACUGCGCUCGGUGCCCCAGCCCCGGCGCUUCUACUCGCCGCACCUCCCGCUCAAAGCCAAGAGCCUGUGCUCGCGCCGCGGCUCCGCACACUUCUCCAGCCUGGAGAGCGAGGACGAGCGCUACCACAGCGAUGGGGCCGGGGUGGGGGCGGGGAUGGGGUCCGGCUCCUCGGCGUCCGGCUCCUCCUGGGGGAGCCCCGCCAUCCUGCACGUCCGGUCGGAACUGAGCAUCACGAUGUCAUCCUCCGUCCUCCUCUCCUCCAGCGAGAACAGUGGCUAG
Molecule: messenger RNA, 5286 nt
Organism: Sardina pilchardus (European sardine)
Lineage: Eukaryota; Metazoa; Chordata; Actinopteri; Clupeiformes; Clupeidae
Gene: grin2db
Exons: 13
Coding region: 79-5286 (1735 amino acids)
Biological process (GO): monoatomic ion transport; excitatory postsynaptic potential; long-term synaptic potentiation
Cellular component (GO): plasma membrane; NMDA selective glutamate receptor complex
Molecular function (GO): NMDA glutamate receptor activity
Source: RefSeq, a predicted model, not a curated record